Cokeromyces recurvatus is the source of this 3179-nucleotide messenger RNA. Its product is annotated as Sec23/Sec24 trunk domain-containing protein. The record is from RefSeq and is a predicted model, not a curated record. Gene Ontology annotation, molecular function: SNARE binding; zinc ion binding. Lineage: Eukaryota; Fungi; Mucoromycota; Mucoromycetes; Mucorales; Mucoraceae. Gene Ontology annotation, cellular component: endoplasmic reticulum exit site; COPII vesicle coat. Gene Ontology annotation, biological process: endoplasmic reticulum to Golgi vesicle-mediated transport; COPII-coated vesicle cargo loading; intracellular protein transport. The transcript has 7 exons. Bases 47 to 3124 code for a protein of 1025 amino acids.
AUUUUUUUUAUUACAUUUCUCGAAGAAAUAAUAAUAAGAGGAGCAGAUGAAUCCCGAACAGCAAAGACCCAUCAUAAGGCCACAGUCUGUUAAUGGAGUAAUGUCUCCUCAACAGCCUAUAGUUAGGCCUAUUAUGGGUAAUGCUCCAUUACGUCCUGUUAUGCAAGGACAACCUAUUAGACCUCUGAUACCUCCAGGUGUACGUCCUCCAAUGGUGAGACCUGUCAUGACAACUCAACAACAAUCUAUAAUGACUUCACCUCCAUCUAAUCAAAUUAGACCUCUAACUUCUCCUCAACAAAGACCUACAACAGUCAUGACAUCUCCACCUCCACAGGCUAAUUUGGUCGCACCUUUACAGAAUAUGCAUAUUCAGCAGCAACAACCUCAAUUAUCAACACCAUUACAUCAACAAUCAGUUCAACAACAACAGUUACAAACACAAAAGCGACAUGUUUCUACUGGUAAAUCUAGACGUGUUUAUGUGAACCCUGAAGCCUCUAGUUACACUCAACCUACUCAACAACAACAGCCGCAACAACAGUAUCAAUACCAACAACACCAACAACAAGCACCAUGGCCCAAUAGCCUUCAACAACCACAAGCACAACAACAACCACAGCAACAACCACAGCAACAAACACUUCAACAACCACUUCAGCAACCACUUCAGCAACCUUCUUUAAAUAGUCAUAGCUCUUCACGCCAUCAUCAAUCUGCUGCAGCUGGUAUAGGUUAUACGAAUGCUCCUUAUGCUCAUACUGGUCAACAACUUCCACCUGAACUUCGUCCACCUACGCAACCCCGUCCUCGAAUUGAUCCUGAUCAAAUGCCCGCACCAGUUCAAGUUCGUGAGCAGGAUGAAGCUCUCUUUGAUGAUAAGUUUUUUAGCACUAUCGAACGAGAUCAUAUCCCAUAUGCUACAACUCAAUUUAUUGGACUUGAUCAAGGGAACUGCAACCCUCGUUUUAUGCGUUCUACUAUUGACCGUAUACCGUCUACAAAGGAAAUAACGGAAAAAUCUAAAUUACCUUUAGCCCUCAUUGUUCAACCUUUAGCAAAGCAACGUAAGGAUGAAGUUGGAAUUCAGGUUGUGAAUCAUGGUUCUGAGGAUGGUCCUAUACGUUGUUCACGUUGUCGGGCCUAUAUUAAUCCCUGGUGUAUCUUCACUCAUGGUGGUGCACGAUUUGAGUGUAAUCUAUGCCAGCAUAGUAAUGAAGUACCUAAUUGGUAUUUUGCUAAUAUUGAUAUGUCUGGACGUCGUGUAGAUGUGAAUGAACGUCCUGAGUUACGUUAUGGUUCAGUCGAAUUUGAAGUCACCAAGGAUUAUUUCUCUAAGGAUCGAGAUCCUGCGCCAUUAAAUUAUGUGUUUGCUAUUGAUGUUUCAAUUCAAGCUAUUCAAAAUGGUAUGUUACAAUCCGUAUGUGAAGCAUUAAAGCAAGCCCUCUAUGAUCCUGCUGGUAAUCCUCUCUUGACAAAUCGUAUUGGUAUUAUUACAUUCAAUAAGGAUGUUCAUUUUUAUAAUCUUUCUCCUGGUUUAACUAAUGCUCAAAUGCUUGUUGUUUCAGAUAUUAAUGAUAUGUUCUUACCCCUUCAAGCAGGUUUCUUGGCUGAUCCUUCAGAAUCAAAGAAUGUUAUUAUAGACUUAUUAAACACUUUACCUCACAUGUUUAAAGAUACAACUUGCGCUGAAUCUGUAUUUACUUCAGCUAUUCAUGGCGGAUUAGAAGCAUUGAAGACAACUGGAGGUCAGCUCUUUAUAUUCCAAACUUGUCUUCCUAAUUAUGGAGCAGAUAGCUUAAAAUCUCGAGAUGAUAAAUCCUUAUAUGGAACAGAUAAAGAAAAAUCUUUGUUAACAUCUCAAAGUGACAAAUACAAAGAAUUGGGUAAAUUAUGUGUUCAGCAUGGUAUCUGCGUCAAUAUCUGGGGUUUCCCCUCACAAUAUAUGGAUGUCGCUACCUUGAACUCUAUCUCACGUCUUACCGGUGGUGAUUUCCGACACUUUCCUAAUUUUAGUUUAGGACAAAGGAACCGCAUCCUUUAUCAAUUACAUCAUGAUUUGCAUCGUGAAACAGGUUACGAUGGUGUUCUUCGUGUUCGAUGCUCAGAUGGUUUGCAAGUCAUAGACCAUUAUGGUAAUUGUCAUAUGAGUGUUUAUACAGAAUGUGAUUUAGCAGGUAUUGAUGAAGAUAAGGCGAUUGCUGUUGAGAUAAAGCAUGAUGGUAAAUUGGAUGUCAAUCGAGGUGUAUCAUUUCAAUGUGCUUUAUUAUAUACUACACGUGAGGGACAGCGUCGUGUGCGAGUGCAUAACUUGCAUCUUACUGCCACUAGUCAAAUCUCUGAUGUUUUCAGAUAUGGUGAUGUGGAUGCCACUAUCGGUCUUUUCUUAAGAAAAUCCAUCUUUGACUUGAAUCACAAAAAUCGAAGAGAUCUUCAUAAACAAUUAACCGAUCGUUGUGUAGCUAUCUUGACAGCCUAUCGUAUUAAUUGUGCCUCUGCUACUUCACCAGGUCAACUUAUUUUACCUGAAGCAUUUAAAUUAUUACCUGUUUAUGUUCACGGUGCUAUGCGAUCUACUGUCCUAAGAGGAGUGGGCCCAGAUAUGAAUAUUGAUGUUAGAUCAGCAGCUAUGAAUAUGUUUAAUGCUUAUAGUGUAGCUGAAUUAGUAUGGACGUUAUAUCCUCGUUUGUAUUCUUUACAUGAUUUACAAGGAAAUUCACCUAAAAUGAUUCGCACCUCUUAUGAUCGACUUGAUACAAAAGGAAGUUAUUUAUUAGAUACAGGAUCAGACUUAUUUUUAUGGUUGGGCAAAUCUAUAUCUUCUGAAUUCCUUCAAGAUUUAUUAAACGUCAAGUCAUUAGAUGAAGUAGAUCCUAAUAUGAUUGUAUUGCCUAUUCAGUCUACUAUUUUAUCUGAGGAAGUCCAUCAACUCAUUAGACAAUUACAAGCAUCUCGUACUAAAUAUUUGGCUUUGCAUAUUGUACGCCAAGAGAAAGAUGCCAUUGAAUUUUUAUUUGCUACUUGGAUGUCCGAAGAUCGUAAUGCUGAAGUACAGACUUAUGUUGAUUACAUGUGUGUUUUGCAUCGCAUGAUUCAAGAGGAAAUGAAAAAAAUUAACAAUUAAAAAAAAAAGAAAAAAGAAAGAAAGAAAAAAAAAGGCAUCUUAAAUAAUACAUGUA